Varanus komodoensis (Komodo dragon) is the source of this 3142-nucleotide messenger RNA. RefSeq names its product CD36 molecule (gene CD36). Gene Ontology annotation, cellular component: cytoplasm; caveola; cell surface. Gene Ontology annotation, biological process: lipid storage; amyloid-beta clearance by cellular catabolic process; long-chain fatty acid import into cell. The coding region runs from base 177 to 1496 and encodes 439 amino acids. The transcript has 13 exons. Gene Ontology annotation, molecular function: low-density lipoprotein particle receptor activity; scavenger receptor activity; low-density lipoprotein particle binding. The record is from RefSeq and is a predicted model, not a curated record. Lineage: Eukaryota; Metazoa; Chordata; Lepidosauria; Squamata; Varanidae.
AGCGGGGAGGAGAAGAAUCCACUUGCAAAGUGCUUCAUGAAGGGCUCAGACUUGAAAGAGCAGUUUGCCUCAGCUAGUUCAUAUUAAACUGACUGCAAUUGCACAUCAGGGGCAUAUUCUACAGGAUGCAUAGGAUGUAUCUUGACAGAAGGUCAAGCAGCUAAGUUACCUUGGAUAUGCUGAAGAUGUAUGUCCAGGAAGUAGUAAUUGAAGAUGGUACAACUGCGUAUCAGAACUGGGUUGUGCCAGGGAGUGCAGUCUACAGGCAGUUCUGGUUCUUUGAUGUACAAAAUCCAGAUGCUGUAAUAAAGAAUGGAUCGCAACCAGUACUUGAGCAGAAGGGUCCUUACACCUACAGGGUGCGAUACUUAGCCAAAGAAAACAUCACAGAACAUCCUGACUUCACAAUAUCUUACAUGCAGCCAAAUAUUGUCCACUUUAUGCCAAGCAUGUCUAUUGGGACGGAAGAUGACAACUUCACAUUUGUCAACCUUGCUGUUGUGGCUGCACCUGCUUUGUAUCCGACUCCGUUAGUGCAAGCCUUGAUGAACAUGUUCGUUGUGUCAUCAAAAUCGAAGCUCCUUCAGACCAGAUCAGUGAAAGAGAUCCUCUGGGGCUACAAAGACCCUUUCUUGGCAAGCAUCCCUAAGAAAGAUGUUCCAACCACAGUCGGUGUUUUCCUUCCUUACAAUGAAACCUUUGAUGGGCCCUACAGAGUCUUCACUGGGAAGGAGGACACUGAAAAGACAGCAAUAAUCCAAAGUUACAAAAACAAAAGCACCGUUCCAUACUGGGAUCAAUACUGCAAUAUGGUCAAUGGUACAGAUGGGGCGUCAUUCCCACCUUUUCUCAAUAAGGAACAAGUGCUGUAUUUCUUCUCUUCUGAUAUCUGCAGGUCAAUCUACGGCCUAUUUGACAGUGAGCAAGUUGUGAAGGACAUCACACUCUAUCGCUUCAUCGUACCUCCAGCUGCUUUUGCAUCUCCAAGAGAGGUUCCUGAAAACAUUUGCUUCUGCACAGAGAGAGAGAUAUCCAGGGACUGCACAUCAGCUGGGGCACUGGACAUCAGUUCCUGCAAAGCAGGAAAGCCAGUAUAUAUCACGCUACCCCACUUCUUGUAUGCGAGUGAAGACGUUACUUCAGGAGUUGAAGGGCUGAGUCCGAAUCUGCAGGAGCACAUGACUUAUUUAGAUGUGGAACCGACAACAGGAUUUACACUACAGUUUGCCAAAAGGCUGCAGGUGAACUUAUUGGUGAAGCCAAACAGCAAGAUUACGCCUUUAAAAAAAGUUCAGAGACCCUUUCUCUUUCCUAUUCUGUGGCUAAAUGAGUCAGCUGUGAUCAGUGAUGAAAAAGCAGCAUUCUUCCGAGCCAAAGUGACGGGUAAGAUCAAGCUGCUGCACCUGGUGGAAGCUGUGCUCAUCAUUGUUGGCUCUGUGAUGUUCCUGGCAUUCCUGGUCGCCUUUUUAAUAUGCAGAACACAGAAAUCAAAAUAACUAUCAAGCUACAGCAGAGGUAGGCAACAGUCCCUUCAGACUUCAAGCAAGGGAAGGGGGGGAUUAAUCUCCCUGAUGACCUUUCUGAUGGUAUUGCUGGAGUGUGCUUUUGUGAGUGAAAUAAGCUGUGAAAGGAACGCCACCUCAGUAAGGAAGUGAAGCAUGGGCCUCUUGGUUGAAGAAGAGCCAUUUAACACCAAGAGAAAGACUAGCAUGAAAUCUGAAUUUCUGAAGUCCUUUGAGCUGCCUAGUAACACAACGCCUUCAGCUACUUCAAAGGGAACUGCGAUCUGGAACCAAGCCUGUGCUGUUAUUCAUGCACCUCAAUGUCCCCUCCCAUUGUUUUCUACCUUGGGACUUGUAGAAAGAGUCACUGGCCAAAACUGCCAAGCAUCUUAGACGCAACGAUAUCCUACUUUCAUAAAUAUGUGCAAUCCUCUUUCUCCUUCCACCACUUUGAAGAAACGAAGCUGAGCUGUUCUUCCUGUCUUCCAGAUAUGCGCAUUGCUUGAGUCCAGACCCAUAGCAUCGGGGUGUCAGUAAAGCUGUUGUCCACAGCCGCCUCUGUUCACUUGUGUUUGUGCUCAACUCAUUGCAAGUACACACUCACGCACACUACACUUCUUGCCACAGAUGUGGAGAGGAGCAGGCCGAGGUCACACCCAGUAAUUACUCUCCAAAACUCUUCUUGUGCGAACCUGUAGAACUUGACUCCAGAAUGUUUUUUCAGACAUUCUCCUUGCCUUGGAGCAAUAUGAACAAUGCCAGUAAUCCUCUGUUAUGCCACAUUUGUGUGUUUCAGGCAAGCAGAAGCUCAGUCCCAGAGGCUAAAUGCGUUGCACACAAGGCUUCCUUCUGGCUAUUCCAGUGGCCUCAUCUAAGAAAGGACAAAUAACUGAUUUUUGCAGAUUCUCUGAACAACAUUUCUUGCAUUCAUUGGUGCUCUUCUUGUGGUUUCAUCCAAACCAGAAAAGUUCACAUUUCAAACAGGAAAAAGUGCAUUUUUUACAAAGUGUACCAAAAAUGUGCACCUCCUUCAUAGAGUGUGCAAAGACCAGUUCAAGAAUUGCAAGGCAUUCUUGGUGAUCUUGCACUCCUGCUCUUUGCGGGGUGGGGGACAAAUUAACAUGAUUUGGAAGCAAAAAUAAAAUUCUUACCUGGCCCUAGUCCAACCAGCAAUGUCUGGGUGGUUUCUUGGCAUUUUUUCCCCACUCCAAAACGUUGAAAAGCCACCCUUAAGGGUAGGUUACUUGUGAUCAGAGCUUCAUGCUAAAAUAUGUUGGGAACGUCUCCAAAAUAGAAUUUAGUAUUCACAUGCAAAAAAGGCCUGCCCCUUUGGUGUAUGUGGUGAGCUUAAAGGCUCAGUAAGCGAUGGAGCUGCAAAGUCCUUCCCCUCAUCUAGGUGGACCUUGGGAGCAACUGACCUGCCAGAGAGGUGAAAGAUGCAGGCAGCAGCUCACAGGUCCACAUCUGCACCUUGCCCAGUAUGAGCAUCCCAGGGAACUGGCUACUCCACUUUGCUCCUCCCUUCCUUGGUGCUUUUCACCUUUAUAACUUGGAUGUGACUGUCUCUGCAUGUACAUAACUCCAGAUGCCCAUUUUAUUAUGUUUAUGUUGAAAAUAUAUUACCAUUGUCUACAACGAAA